GUCCCGCCCCCACCGCAGCCGCCGCCGCGGCCGUCGCCACACCGGCCGCCCCCGGAGCGUCUCUGAGGAGGCGCGGGCCGCUGCAGGCUCCGGCGCCGCACCGCGCCAGCCCGAGCCGCGGGACGAGGCCCAGGGAGCCGCUCAGCCCCGACCCCCCGCCCCCUCAUGUCCUCAAGAUGGAGGCGGCGUGAGGAAGGCGGCGGCGCUGCGGGAGCGGGGACCCCGGCGGCCCGGGCGGAGGCGGCGGCCGCGGCGGGAUGGGGCUGCUGCUCAUGAUCCUGGUGUCGGCCGUGCUGGGCUCCUUCCUCACGCUGCUCACCCAGUUCCUGCUGCUGUACCGCCGACAGCCCGAGCCGCCUCCGGACGAGGCCGCCCGCGCGGGCGACGGCUUUCGCUACCUCAAGCCGGUGCCGGGCCUGCCCCUGAGGGAGUACCUCUAUGGCGGCGGCGGCGGGGCUGAGGAGCCGGCCGGAGGGGCCCCCGAGGGCGGCGCGACCCCGGCCCCCGAGACCCCCGGGCCGCCGACGCGGGAGACGUGCUAUUUCCUCAAUGCCACCAUCCUGUUCCUGUUCCGCGAGCUGCGGGACACCGCGCUGACCCGCCGAUGGGUCACCAAGAAGAUCAAGGUGGAGUUCGAGGAGCUGCUGCAGACCAAGACGGCAGGGCGCCUGCUGGAGGGGCUGAGCCUGCGGGACGUGUUCCUGGGCGACACGGUGCCCUUCAUCAAGACCAUCCGGCUGGUCCGGCCCGUGGUGGCCUCGGCCACGGGCGAGCCCGACGGCGCCGAGCCCGACGCGCUGCCCCCCAGCUGCCCCGAGGAGCUGGCCUUCGAGGCCGAGGUGGAGUACAACGGGGGCUUCCACCUGGCCAUCGACGUGGACCUGGUCUUCGGCAAGUCCGCCUACCUCUUCGUCAAGCUGUCCCGCGUGGUGGGCAGGUUGCGCUUCGUCCUCACCCGCGUGCCCUUCACCCACUGGUUCUUCUCCUUCGUGGAAGACCCGCUCAUCGACUUCGAGGUGCGCUCCCAGUUUGAAGGGCGGCCCAUGCCCCAGCUGACCUCCAUCAUCGUCAACCAGCUCAAGAAGGUCAUCAAGCGCAAGCACACGCUCCCCAACUACAAGAUCAGGUUUAAGCCGUUUUUCCCAUACCAAACCUUGCAAGGAUUUGAAAAAGAUGAAGAGCAUAUUCAUGUACAACAGUGGGCACUUACUGAAGGCCGUCUUAAAGUCACACUGUUAGAAUGUAGCAGGUUAUUCAUUUUUGGAUCCUAUGACAGAGAGGCAAAUAUUCAUUGCACACUUGAGUUGAGCAGUAGUGUUUGGGAAGAAAAACAGAGGAGUUCUAUUAAGACGGUUGAGUUAAUAAAAGGAAACUUACAAAGUGUUGGACUUACACUUCGUUUAGUCCAGUCAACUGAUGGCUAUGCUGGACACGUCAUAAUUGAAACAGUGGCCCCAAACUCGCCUGCUGCGAUUGCAGAUCUUCAGCGAGGAGAUCGACUUAUUGCUAUUGGAGGUGUGAAAAUAACAUCAACAUUGCAAGUAUUGAAGCUUAUUAAGCAGGCUGGUGACCGAGUCCUGGUGUACUAUGAAAGGCCUGUUGGUCAGAGUAACCCAGGGGCAGUGCUGCAAGAUAGUUUCGGCCAACUAGAAGAAAACUUCUUGUCAGGCACAUGCCAACCGAGUUAUGAAGAUGAGGCCACAGGGUUGGCAGUAGAGGCUGAAAACAGAGACCUGGAAUCUGAAUUUGAAGAUUUGGCGAGUGAUGUCAGGACACAGAAUGAGUCUAAAGAUGAGGCACAAGCAUUAAGUCAUAGUCCCAAACGUACACCUACAACGCUUUCUAUAAAACCCCUGGGAGCUAUAUCACCAGUUUUAAACCGCAAAUUAGUUACAGGAAGUCACCAAGUACCACCAAAAAUCCCACCCAAAGAAGGAAAUAAGCCCUCAACCCUAAAAACUUCUGAGGUAACAGAUCCAGCACAAAUGUCAAAGCCUGCCCAAGGAUCCACUUCCAAACCACCUGUGCCACCUCGACCCCAGCUGAAAGUUGCUUUGCCAUCUGCUGAUGCUCCUAAUCAGGCAGAACCAGAUGUGGUUGAAAAGCCAGAGAAGGCACUGGCGGCUCCUCCUGAUACAGAUAAAUCUACUGAAAAGCAAGCAAAAACUGUGGACCACGGAGAAGAUAUCACUGUACCCAAGCCACCGGUAGCAAAGCAAGAAGUGGCUAAAGAUUUUACUACAGAAACUUCCUGCCCUAAUAAGGACAAUACAGAUGAUCCUCAAACUUGGGAAUCCUCAGAAAUUCUUUACCGUAAUAAGCUAGGAAAAUGGACCAGAACCAGAGCGUCCUGUCUGUUUGACAUAGAAGCCUGCCACAAAUACUUGAACAUUGCACUGUGGUGUAGGGAUCCUUUCAAGUUGGGAGGUCUCAUCUGUUUGGGACACAUUAGUUUGAAACUUGAAGAGGUGGCUUUAGGAUGCCUAGCUACAUCAAACAUGGAAUAUCUUUCAAAAUUCAGACUGGAAGCCCCCUCCCCUAAGGCUGUCGUCACUAGAACUGCACUCCGCAAUCUGAGUGUGCAAAAAGGAUUCAAUGACAAGUUUUGCUUUGGUGACAUUACUAUUCACUUUAAGUAUCUGAAAGAAGGAGAACCAGACCACCAGAUAAUUCCUAACAUAGAAAAAGAGAAAGAGCUGAAUUUGGUGGAGGAAGGUUCUGCCCUCCCUAAAGAAGAGCACCUUGCUGGGCAGCUGAGUUUCGCAGAAAAUAAACACAAUUUUCAGGAUACUCAGUUCCAGAAUCCAACUUGGUGUGAUUACUGUAAGAAGAAAGUCUGGACUAAAGCUGCUUCCCAGUGUAUGUUCUGUGCUUAUGUUUGCCAUAAAAAAUGUCAAGAAAAGUGUCUGGCUGAGACACCUCUUUGUGGAGCGACUGACAGGCGAAUAGACCGGACCCUGAAAAACCUCAGGCUUGAUGGACAGGAACCUCUUGUAAGCCUGCCUCGUGCUGAUGCGGAGGCUAACAAGUCAGUCAAUAGAACAACAGGUCUAACCAGGCACAUCAUCAAUACUAGCUCACGUUUGUUAAAUUUGCGUCAAGUCUCUAAAACCCGCCUUUCUGAACCAGGGACUGAUCUUGCAGAACCUUCACCAAAACAUACACCCAACACAUCAGACAACGAAGGCAGUGACACAGAGGUCUGUGGUCCCAACAGUCCUUCUAAGCGGGGAAACAGUGCAGGAAUUAAGUUGGUGAGAAAGGAAGGUGGGCUGGAUGACAGUGUUUUCAUUGCAGUCAAGGAAAUUGGCCGGGAUCUGUACAGGGGCUUGCCUACUGAGGAGAGGGUCCAGAAACUAGAGUUCAUGUUGGAUAAGCUGCAGAAUGAAAUUGAUCAGGAGCUGGAACACAAUAAUUCCCUUGUUAGAGAAGAAAAAGAUACAACUGAUACAAGGAAAAAGUCUCUUCUUUCUGCUGCUUUGGCUAAAUCAGGUGAAAGACUCCAAGCUCUGACACUUCUUAUGAUCCACUACAGAGCAGGCAUCGAAGAUAUCGAAACUUUAGAAAGCCUGUCCUUAGACCAGCACUCCAAAAAAGUGAGCAAGUUCACAGACGAUGCAGAAGAAGAUCUGAAUAAUGAAAUAAGCCAACUAAUAGACACACAGCCAUUCAGCAGCAUAUCAGAUGACUUAUUUAGCCCCUCUGAGUCGGUGUAACACACAGGCUGCUUCAAGUUUGCCGUGACAGUGGGGGAAAAGUUGCAUCUCAAGUACCACAGCUACAACUAUGUUAAAAUCCUCUUAGGACGCACUUUGGCCUGCUUCUCCACAGUUACUUGCUUGUGUAAGAACAAGAAUGAAAAAGGUUGUUUUCCAGCAAAAACAUGACCAGCUCACUAAAUUGGUUGCUUCAGGUUGCA
Ochotona princeps (American pika) is the source of this 3919-nucleotide messenger RNA. It is a transcript of the gene PDZD8, whose product is annotated as PDZ domain containing 8. Gene Ontology annotation, cellular component: mitochondria-associated endoplasmic reticulum membrane contact site. The coding region runs from base 258 to 3716 and encodes 1152 amino acids. Lineage: Eukaryota; Metazoa; Chordata; Mammalia; Lagomorpha; Ochotonidae. The record is from RefSeq and is a predicted model, not a curated record. Gene Ontology annotation, molecular function: lipid binding; protein binding. Gene Ontology annotation, biological process: mitochondrial calcium ion homeostasis. The transcript is spliced from 5 exons.